Molecule: messenger RNA, 1046 nt
Organism: Fusarium oxysporum Fo47
Lineage: Eukaryota; Fungi; Ascomycota; Sordariomycetes; Hypocreales; Nectriaceae
Product: phosphomannomutase SEC53
Exons: 3
Coding region: 91-906 (271 amino acids)
Biological process (GO): GDP-mannose biosynthetic process; protein N-linked glycosylation; mannose metabolic process
Cellular component (GO): cytosol
Molecular function (GO): phosphomannomutase activity
Source: RefSeq, a predicted model, not a curated record
CCCUCAACACCAAGGAGCUCCCCUAUCUCACCUUAUUCCUGUAUCGUACAUUCUCCGUUCUCUCUUUUCCAAACCACAGCAACAUUCACAAUGGCUCUCGCAUCCCCCCCGUCGUACACUCCUCUCCAGGAGCGUCCUCUCAAGGACACCAUCUGCCUCUUCGACGUUGACGGCACACUCACACCCGCGCGCCUGGACGCCUCGCCCGAGAUCCUCGAUAUCCUUCAGAAACUUCGCUCAAAGUGCGCUAUCGGAUAUGUUGGUGGCUCGGACUUCGCCAAGCAACAGGAGCAGCUGGGCAAGCCCGCCGGACAGCCCGUCACCGCCCUCUUUGACUUCUGCUUCUCCGAGAACGGCUUGACUGCCUUCAAGCUCGGCGAGCCCCUCGAGUCGAACUCGUUCAUCAAGUUCAUUGGCGAGGAGCAGUACAAGGAGCUUGCCAACUUCGUCCUCCACUAUGUUGCUGAUCUCGACAUCCCCGUCAAGCGCGGCACGUUCAUUGAAUUCCGCAAUGGGAUGAUAAACAUUAGCCCCGUCGGUCGUAACGCCAGCACUCAGGAGCGGAACGACUUUGAGGCGUUCGACAAGGACGCGAAGGUCCGGGAGAAGUUUGUCGCUGUUCUCAAGGAGCGAUUCGGCCAUCUCGGCCUCACCUUCUCCAUUGGUGGCCAGAUCUCCUUCGAUGUGUUCCCCACCGGGUGGGAUAAGACUUACUGCCUCCAGCACCUUGAGAACGAGGCCAAGAAGCCUGACGGUAUCGCCUACAAGACCAUUCACUUCUUUGGCGACAAGACAUUCGAGGGCGGCAACGACUACGAGAUUUACACCGACUCUAGGACAACUGGCCACUCCGUCACCGGACCUGAGGACACCAUGCGUAUCCUCAAGGAACUCUUCGAUCUCUAAAUACAUAUUUGGGCGUUGGAAUGAGAUUCAAAAGCAUAUAUACACAAUAGAAACGAGGCCAAGAAAGAUGCAAUGUUUUCAUGAAUAUCCUCCCAAAUAUGUUUAAAAUUGAUCCGUCUCAUACCCGUAUAAUGCUGCUA